Molecule: messenger RNA, 4309 nt
Organism: Actinia tenebrosa (Australian red waratah sea anemone)
Lineage: Eukaryota; Metazoa; Cnidaria; Anthozoa; Actiniaria; Actiniidae
Biological process (GO): positive regulation of kinase activity; multicellular organism development; cell surface receptor protein tyrosine kinase signaling pathway
Cellular component (GO): signaling receptor complex; plasma membrane
Molecular function (GO): ATP binding; transmembrane receptor protein tyrosine kinase activity
Source: RefSeq, a predicted model, not a curated record
UGAAUUGGAUGCGGUCACUAUAUUGUUUUUAUGAUUAAUUCAUUUAUAAAUAUUCAGCUUUCAGUUCAAUACAAGGAGCUACGUCUGAACAUGUGUGAAGAGGAGAGAAGAUUAAAGGUUCCUGACGUUUGUUAACCUGAAUACAAGCACACGUAAAUAUCUGAAUUGGUAAUAGCUGUCUCAGCGUUUUCAGCCAUAUUUUUUUUAAAAAGCAUACAGUGAACGUCGAAUAAUUUGGUCUCGCGAAGAAAUAUCUUAAAAAUGAAGAUGAGGAUUAGUUUUUCCUUGGCUACUCUCUUAGUCCUGUUGUUAUGCAUGUCUGUGCGAUGUGGUGUCUUUGACGAUGAAGCUACUGUUAGAAAAGCACGCUGUUACGCCAAUUGUAUUACAAUGGUUUCUAAGAUUCCCAUCAAUGAUUCAAGAUGUUUGUCCAGACAGUGCUUGGAGUGUAAAAUACCUUGUGACAAGGAGUUCGUUUCAGUGGAAAACUGCACCCAAAACUGCCCAAAUGCAAGUGUUAACUGCAACCAGAGUUGUACUUUCCUUGGUGUUACUAAAAGCUGGACCAAUAUUUACCAAGGCGAUGGGAGUACUAUUGGAAAACCAGGAGUAGUCCAUAAUACUACCAGGAAUGUCACCACAUUGACGUUGUCAUGGCAACCACCUGUCAAUCGCAGCGGAACAGUUGUUUAUUUGUUGAAAGAGGGAAUGACUGGUGACAAGGUUUUAAAAACACCAACACCGCUUAAAGGGCUCGUGUUUUUAGAGCCAAACGCCAUCAUCACAGCUAAAGAAGUUUGUAGUGUUCAACCUAGAAGCUACAGAUCUAAAUAUGAUGGAAUAAGCUUUUCCUUCAUUGUGGUUGCACUCACUGAAGUCAGUAUUCUCGAAGAAGGACAACAAUCGCCUUUUAUCAGUUUCCAAAAAGCUGAGCCCAUUGCAUCUCUACAUAAUGCUUCUUUGGUUUACAAUCCCAAUGGCUUUGCAGAUAAACUAGAGUUUCGAGUAUGGUUUACACCAACUCCUGGUUCGUCGUUUGUUACCAAAUACGUCGGGCAAUCAAAGAGAACAGGUGGCCAUUGUAAAAAAUUAUAUGUUGAAAGGGAUAAAAUAUCCAAGGAAAAAAAUAUAAACCGUUUCUUAGGAACAUUAUAUCAAGAAACUUUGACCUGCAACAUAUCAUUCACUGCGUAUUCUCUGACUGAAUGUCUUCCCAGUAAACCAAAUAGUAUUGAAUAUUACUACAAAGGCUGUCAUUAUCUACCAAGUAUGAACACGUCAUUCUGUUGUACAUUUGAUCCUCUGCCAACACCUGACAGUGCCAAGGCAGUUCGUAAUCUCACACAUUCACUUCAAACCCAAAGUGACUUCCGGUUCACGGCCAAUAUCACUUGGUUGCCUCCCACACAGCCAUGUCCAGUUGUAACUGAUUAUGAUCUAAGUUAUCCGGUAUUUCGUCCGACAAUACAGCGCUUUUGGCCACAGCGGAUUUUUGAUAUAAUCAAUACUUAUUAUAUCAUGUCGAACAUCGAGCCCAACCUGGAACGAAAUGUCACGAUAACCCCGGAUUUUGGAAGUGAGUUUUAUGAUUUGGGUAUUGCCAGAGUAGUUACUAUCAAGACCCCAGGACUUCCAGUAAAUGAGACAAUCAUUGCAAACAUAGAGCAUCGCAUUCAGACGCCGAUGUCACCUGGAGACAGAUUUAUUCUUAACAUUUCAUGGGUUAAACCCAAGUUCAAAUACAGUAGAAUAGAAGGAUACAAUAUCACCUAUACAGUGUCGGGAGACGUUAAUGCCACAAGGAAUACAACGCAAAAUUUAUGGUAUGAGGUGAGAGGGUUGGACUAUACACAAAAGGUUUCUUACGAGGUUAUACCUGUUUAUCGUGAUCCAUGGAUUUUGACAGAAGCAGCUAAAGGACAAGCGAGUCUACCAGUUCUAGAGAAUGAGAAACUCAUGAUACAAGACUUAGACCAUAGCUUUGUCAAAACAAGCAAUACGUAUCGUCUGUUAUGGAGAUGGUCGCCUCCAUUAUUUCAGAGAAUCGUAUCAUACUACAAAGUGGCUUAUAGAUUAACUGGUUACCCUGACGACAAACUUGAUUGUCCUUCCAAGCCCUCUACCAACAGAAAAUGUCUGGCCAGCAAAACGAUUAGGACAUUUUACAAUAUGAGCAAUAUUCGCCAAAAAGAUCAGAUAGAGAUAACGGUGACACCAGUGUUUGAAAAUACUCACGCUUUUCAAGGGAUACCUAAAACACUUACAACCCGUCCACCAGAAUUAUCUGUGGCAUCAAAAACAUGGACUUCUGGUCAGAUUGCAUUGCUGGUUGUCGGCAUUCUUGUGUUCCUGGCCAUCCUGCUUUUACUUUUGUUACACUUCAUUCGCUGGAAAAAACAAAAAGAUGUCGAGCAUGGCAAAGUUGACAGGCACAAAGGGGUCAUCAUUGAUCACUGGGAAAUGUCUCAUAAUAAUCUUGAACUGAUCGAAGUAAUCGGCGAGGGCGCGUUUGGUAAAGUCUAUAAAGCAAUGAUAUUAGAAUUACCAGACCAAUCAUCGAAAGGUGGUUCUUCAAGUAUGAGCUUUGGACGUAGAAGCAUCAGGAGUAUAAGAUCAAGCAGGGGUGACGAUCCUCUUCUCGUGGCGGUCAAGAUGCUUCACGACUCCUCCGAUGACGAUCAGAGAAAGGACUUCCUGAAAGAGAUUCAGCUGAUGAAAGACGUUGGAUCUCACCGUAACAUCGUCAAUAUGAUCGGCUGUGGUACUAUCAUGGAUCCAAUGUUCCUUAUUGUGGAGUAUUUACCUAAUGGUGACCUACUACACUACCUUAGAAAGAGGCGAGGCAAUGCCAAAGAUUAUCCAGAAAGUGAUUCUCGUGGUCCGAAUCACUCUACCUAUUGUCAGGCAUACUUUAAUAUGAACGGUAUGCCAAGGGAACAGGCAAGACUGGAGCCUGUUAAUAAAGGUUAUUAUGCCAACACCAACUUUAAUGGCGGGUUUCAGGAUGAAAGCGAAGACGGUGGUAUACAACUGGUGUCAGUCCAGAACAUUUCUGGAAAAGAGCCUUCUACCCCUAAAUCUCAUUUGGUCACCCCCGAAGAUGAGGAAUUUGAGGACGAAGUUGUUACGUCCGGGGAUCUAAUGGCCUUUGCCUGGCAAGUGGCUCAGGGAAUGGAAUAUCUUUCUAAGCGUGGAUACGUCCAUCGUGAUCUUGCAGCUCGUAACGUCUUGGUUGGUAACAACAAGCAAGCGAAGAUCGCGGACUUCGGGUUGACUCGUCAUAUGUACGAGUACCUUUACCGAGCAAAGACGAACAGAAGACUUCCCUUGAAGUGGAUGAGCAUUGAAGCAAUCUUUGAUCAAACCUUCACAAGUCAAAGUGACGUAUGGUCAUUUGGAGUUUUACUUUGGGAGAUCGUAACUCUUGGAGGCACACCGUACCCGGCCAAGACAAACAGAGAAUUGUUGAACUUCUUGAAGGAAGGAAAGAGAAUGGAAAAACCAGAUACAUGUGACGACGAAGUAUAUUGCAUGAUGGUGCGCUGUUGGAAAGAAAAGCCCGAAGACCGACCAACUUUUGUUCAAAUUCGUGAAAAAUUUGAGGAAAUGAUGAUGAGAGAUAACCCAUAUUUUGACCCAAGCUCCGUGGACGAGUCACGUGACUACUAUAAUGUUCCAUCAUUCAAUAGUAUCGGAGAAUCAGAAAAUGGUGACGAUGAAGUAUUCAACGAAAUACUUGGCAUUAGGAAGGAAGAUGAAAUGGGAUAUCAGGCAAACGGGAAUGCAGUUAGCGAUAAAGAGGAGAGAUUGUCUGAACAGGAGAAGCAUGAGGAUGAAUUCAACGAAAAAGAACUUGAUAUUGGCGACAUCGAAACACUUCUCUAUCGCAAACAGCAUCAAUCCCUCAAGUAUAAUCCUUCCGUGUAAAAACUUCUGAUUAACAUGGAUUACUGAGGUAGAAGGAUUACCAUACCUCGGUUAACAUUAACUGUGUGUAAACGCCUAGAGUGAAGGCAUAUAACCCGUGAAAUAAAAAAGUGCUAGCUAACGUGUAAUAGUCAAAUAGACACAAAAGAAAACAAUGGAAUUAGGGUCUACUAAAGUGUAUUAGUCUAACAUCUAUUGCACAGGUUUAAUGACUUCACUCUACCAAAACUAUUAGUAUAUACCAUACAAGACAAUAGAAAGUUUCCCACGGUAAACUCAGGCUCAUAGUUAAGAACAGUAAAUCCUGGUUCAGCUUCGCAAUCGAAAGCAACAUAAGCAGACCUAGUAUUUCAUUUAUUAUUAACCUAGGUGUGAAAAAAAG